Messenger RNA from Drosophila ficusphila, 5221 nucleotides. It is a transcript of the gene Tie, whose product is annotated as mucin-19. The transcript has 6 exons. Gene Ontology annotation, biological process: protein phosphorylation; cell surface receptor protein tyrosine kinase signaling pathway; positive regulation of kinase activity. Gene Ontology annotation, molecular function: ATP binding; transmembrane receptor protein tyrosine kinase activity. Gene Ontology annotation, cellular component: signaling receptor complex. The record is from RefSeq and is a predicted model, not a curated record. Lineage: Eukaryota; Metazoa; Arthropoda; Insecta; Diptera; Drosophilidae. The coding region runs from base 1173 to 4667 and encodes 1164 amino acids.
UUGAGGCCAACAGUUCGAAUACGCGAUACGCGCGCAUGCGAUUUACCGCCCGUCACGCCCACCACCCCCCGCCUCCUAAGCGAGUGCGAGCGAGAGGCAGAUAGAGAAAACUACGCUCGCUGCUUGCCAAACUCAAGUCGUGGGUGCUGAAACGAAACCGAAAACCGAAUAAGAAACGCACUAAAUUCACGAAAUCCGUGAAAAUACGAGUAUUUAACCAAAACCCGGGCGUCCGUGUGUUGGUGGUGUUGUGCGUGUGUUAAAGAAUACUAAAAAGUCGACAAGUGCAGAAUGAAAAUCAUAAACAAAACAACAAGACGGGCAACAAGUUUUUUUGCGUAGAAUCCAGCGACGGGCGAAAUUCCAAGUAAAUAAGCCAACCUGCCGUGUGUGUUUUUUGCCGUACGAAUAUUGUUGCAACUCGUUUCGGUUGUUGUUUUCACAAUUUGUAUUGCUGUUGUUGUCAAAGCCACACAAAGCGGGUCAAAUGCAUAAAUAAAUGAAUGAAGCGAAAUGAAACGAGCGCAGAUGAAAUGCGAAAUGUUGUUAUUAUCAAUUGGCCUGAAGCGAAAUUAAUUACAGCGUGCAUUGUCAUUGUUGCGAAUAAAAUAUCUGUAUCUCAAUCAGUGAAGUUUAUGUAAAAUCGCGAGCAUCAUCUGCUUUUUAACUCGGGCAGUAUUGCCAUCCCGCUCUCACCCGAAAAGCUCUCGAAAGAAAUCGGUCUAUAUGCUAGAUGCGUUUGCACCUGAGCACCUGCGGAUCACCUCCACCAAUGGCUGCUAAACAAAAGGCAGGCGUACGAUUUCCCAAAGCAGCAGCACAGAUAAGUCGACAGCACGACUUGAAUUAUUGCACGCAACAGCAACAGCAGCAACAUCCACAGCAGCAACAUCCACAGCGGCAACUUCAGCGGGCCGAGAAAGGGGAGGAGUUGCAGCCAAAGUAACCGACCAGAAGACGCAGCUUCAUUCUACAAGACAAUUGUGGAAAAGUGGAAAACCCGCGCGUGUAUGUGUAUGUGUAUGUGUGCUUGUGUCUGUGCGAAAACGAACAAUAGAAAACCAGAUAGAAAAUCAGCAGAGAAAACAAUCAGCCAAAGCAACAGAGCCAGAGCAGCAACUAUAAUUUGAGUACUUUUGUUUAUUUUUCAUUCGGUGUAUGCUUCGGUUACGAUGUCGUUGAUGAAAAUCCAUCGAGGCAAUGAAUCAUUUUGCAGUUGCUGGUUGCUGUUGUUGGUGGCAUUGUUGUUGGCCGAGGCAGGAGCAGCGGCAACAUUGAGUGAAACGCAGACGAAUGCAACUAAUGGUGCAAUUAGAGAGCCGCCUGUGCAACAGCAGCAGCAACUCCAAUUGAAUGCGACCGCCGGCGACGGCGAAAGCCGAAAUUCAGCGGAAAUUUUCAGCCCCGGCGAUGUGGAUGCGGUUGGUGAUAAGCCCACCACCUACAGGCCCUCGGGCGCCAACCGACCCUCGAUUGCACCACUCAAUUCAGCGCAGGAUCGCGAGAGGAGGCUGAUGAAUGUGCUGGCAGCUCGUCGCACCGCUUUGCAUCGCGGUGGCUUCCGCACCAGGAUCGGCACCACCGGGCGGAGCGCCAUUUCCCCAUCGGCGGCGGUGGAGACCACUUCGAAGGCGCCAAGUGAUCCGAGAUCCGUGUGCAUCCGCAAUUGCACCAAGAACUUCACGCGCCGCACCACCGCCAGUUGCAUGCGGCAAUGUGCGAACUUCACCCGUAUGGCAAUGCCCUCGAAUGGCAACAGUUCGGUGGUGCUGAAGGGGCCUGGGUCUUCGAAGUCAUCUGCUUCGGCAGGAGAUCGCGACACCAACGAGAUCCUCUUCAGUGAUGAGUCCUCUCACGGACUUUUCGUGGUGGCCAAGGACCAGAAUGCCACCGUGAACCACAUUGCAGAUGGCACUAAGCCCACAGUGAUGGGCAAGGGAGUGCCCAGCAAGACCAACUCGAUGGAGGAGGACGCUGAGGAGGAGGAGGAUGAGCUGAAGCCAUAUGUCUACUUUGGAGCCAAGUUGCCUCCCAUUCGUCCUGGGGGUUUGACCAUAAAAGCAGCCGACGGGGAUGACGAGCAUCCGCGAGUUCUGGAGGUUUCGGUGGCCCAAAGCACCACCGCCACGAUGACUACCACCACCACCACCACCAGCACCACUCCGCAGCCAGUUAGCACCACCAGACCAACUGCCUCCACGCGAAGACCUCUGACCCCGGUGGAGCGAAGUCGCAGUAAAUACAAGUACCACAUGAGGGAAAGGGGACUGGCAGCAGCAGCUGCACCACCCGCAGCAGCACCACCGGCCCCACCGGUGAGUCGAACGCGGUAUGUGGGUUCGGGAAGACCCACAGCUGGGCUGGCGGAUCCACUCCAGGAAGUAAAGCAAAGCGAAUCGGAAGUGGCCAAGCCGGUGGUGCGCAGGGUGGUGCAAAAAGUGGCACCCUCAUCCUCGACACCUCUGAUCAUCACAGUGCUAAGUGCCGAGGAGGAAACCACAGUGGGGCAGGCGGAAGUUCAGCCAGCAGAGGAAACCACCACGACGACAACAACCACAACAACGGAGAAGCCAACCACAACAAGUUCUACUACUUCCACAACCACAACGACAGCAGCUCCCAGCACCACAAGAAGAACAACCACUACUGCUGCACCGACAACAACAAGCACCAGCACCACAACUACAACUACUUCGACUAGUAGCACUACUCCCAGCACCACAACAACCAGUAGUAGCUCCACCACCACUGCCAUUCCCACAACAACGAAAAUGAAUUCGAUUAUUGAAAAGGAUAAGGAACUCAUUAGAGCCUUGGGACCCGCGUUAACCCAGGAGAUAAACAUCGAGGAUGCGAACAACCUGAUCAUCUUCUGCAACAACACCUCCGACUGUGGCGUCACCCCACGCACGCAAACCCACCAAGCGCACACCACCGACUCCAGUCCGAAGAUACUCCGCACCACUGUCCUGACCUCCAUUCGAUCCACUGUGCAUCCGAGACCCACCAGUACGAGUACGAGCACCACAACCACCGCACCACCAGUCACUCCACCCGGUGAGGUUUACAUCGGCAUUGUGGAGUCAUCAUCCUCGGUGGCUCCUGCGGACAUAAGCUCCACGGUGAUCGCCAACGAAAGGGAUGUGAAUCUGGAGAUGCGCCGCAUGAAUCUGGUCACCCUGGUUUUGGUGGCUGUGGGAGUGAUUCCUUUAGCCGCCAUUAUCCUUUACUUGGUGCGCAACUAUGUAGUGCGAAGGCGAGCCAAACAGGGUGAGGUGUUCGAUGUCUGCAUCACCGAUCAGCAGCCCAUCAGUCCGGUGAAGAAGGUGGACUCCAAGUAUCAGCUGGACGACGACGAAGACGAGGUGGAUCACCCGCACCACCAGCACAGCCAACACCAUCAGCACCACCAGGCCAUGCCGAUGUCGCAGGCGGCUCAGCGGGAUGCCAACCACAAUCGAUAUGGUAACAACGAUGAUAAAACCUCGCUGGCCAGCGAGUUCCAGGAGUUCGAGAGGAGCAACAUCCGGCUGAAGAGUCUCCUGGGCGAGGGAAACUUCGGUCAGGUGUGGAAGGCGGAGGCGGAUGAUCUGAGUGGCCACUUUGGAGCCACCAGAAUUGUGGCCGUCAAGACAAUCAGGGCUUGCAGUGCGCAGGUGAGUCUUAAGGAUGAGGCCAAUAUCAUGAGGAAGCUGGGAUCCCAUCAGAAUGUGGUUACCCUACUGGGUGCUUGUGUGGAAAGUGAACCCCACAUGCUUAUAAUGGAGUAUGCCAUGAGGGGACGUCUCUUGUCCCUUUUGAGGGCAGCUAGAAGUGCCACAAAUAUAUUGCCUGCCUCAGUGCCAGGAGGUCGAAGCCUAGCUCCCUUGUCACCCCGAACCCUAGCAGGAUUUGCUUUGGAUAUAGCCUGCGGAAUGGAGUAUAUAGCAGGCAGAAGGGUUGUCCAUCGAGAUCUGGCUGCUCGCAAUGUGCUCCUCGAUCACAAUGGCAUGUGCAAGAUCUGUGACUUUGGCAUGUCCAUCGACUUGGACGCGGAGCGUUUGCGCAAGGAGCAGGAGAAGAAUGCGGCCAACGAUCUGUUGCGCCACAAUGCGCACAAGUUCAAGUUCGACUUCGGCAGUAGGUACAUCCUGCAGCACUGGCAGCACACCUUCGGCCAAGGUCAGGGCCAAGGUCACUGCUCCAAGGAUCACCCGCACGGGGAGAAGAAGUCCCAUCAUGGCCACGAUACCAUUGGCAAGCGGCAUGCUCUGCCCAUUAGGUGGAUGGCUCCGGAGAGCCUGCAGUACCACAUGUUCACCACCGAAACGGACAUUUGGGCCUUUGGCAUCGUCCUGUGGGAGAUCGCCACUCUAGGCUCUACGCCGUAUUCCCAGCUGACGGGACGCGAGGUCAUCCGCCGGGUGCCGCAGGGUCUGAGACCCGAUCUUCCCAAGGAGAGCCGGCACGAGUUCUACAACCUGAUGUCCCGCUGCUGGCACAAGGAGCCCCACAUGCGACCCUCGUUCGCCCAGUCGAGGCUGGAGAUCACGAGGUCCCUGCACAAGUGGGUGGACGACGACUCGGCGGCCUCGGACUACAUGGAUGUGAGCGGGUUCAGCGAGGAUCUCGAGCACGGAGUGGUCUACUUCAACCACCGGAUCUCGGAGUUCGAGUGCGAGAUAUGACGCUGACUGAACCACCCCCUCCCGGUCCUCCGUCCACCCACUAAUUGUGCAUCUCAACCACUCCAUCCGAACCCCAUCCACCGCCACCCUCAUCUUUUCUCCGCCCAUCUGUAGUUCUUUCGAAAUUCUCCCCUUGUGACGUGCUUGUCGAGCAGUAUUAUUUGUAUUUUAUUGUUAAUUUUCCACUUGGAACCCCAGAGAGUUUCUUUCGUUGUAAAUAUUUAUUUGUUGACGCAACAAAAUACGAAAAUGCCUUUGAUCUACGACCUAGGCCUUACGAUUAAUGAAUGGCGCUACCUAUGCCUAGUUUAAUAUUCGUCACUUAGUUCUUCUAGUCUGUAUCUGAAAUCCCAUUUCGAGUUGAGCUAUUUCCUCUGGACGUAGCCCAGAUUUGACUGCACAAAUUGAAACUUUGUAACCCCCUUUAGUUGUGAAAACGAUUCGUUGAUAUAGGCGUGCAGCGCAUAGGAUCUAUGUAAUUUUAUUGAUAUCUAGCUAUAGAAUUGUACAAAUAAAUUAAUUAAACACGAAAUAUAAUUAUGAUUAUUACACCA